Molecule: messenger RNA, 1134 nt
Organism: Ceratosolen solmsi marchali
Lineage: Eukaryota; Metazoa; Arthropoda; Insecta; Hymenoptera; Agaonidae
Product: RNA-binding protein 34
Exons: 3
Biological process (GO): maturation of LSU-rRNA from tricistronic rRNA transcript (SSU-rRNA, 5.8S rRNA, LSU-rRNA)
Cellular component (GO): nucleolus
Molecular function (GO): rRNA binding
Source: RefSeq, a predicted model, not a curated record
AAUAAGAAAUUAGAAAAUGACAAAAAAUUUUUUAAAGAUACUGAUGACAUUAUUGAAGAUAACCUCAAGAACAAAGGUGUAAAAAUGUUUAAAGGUCUAAAAAUUAUCAAAAAAAAUUCUUACAAUAAAAAUAUAAAUGAUUCUGAGAUAGAUGUUAGUAAAUUUAGUGAUGAUGAUGUAAAUGAUAGUAUAGGAUUAGAAGCAUUACUUAAAGAUGAUAUUACUGAUGAUGAUGAAGAUUUCAAUGAAAAUGAGUUAAGUGAUGACGAUGAAGAUAUUUCUGAUGAAGAUGAUGCAAUAAACUAUAAUGAUUUGAAGUUCGGCAUAAAUGAUAAUGAAAUUGAUAGUGUUUAUGACAAAAAUGAUGAAUUAACAACUUCAUUAAAUAAAAGUUUGAUUGCUGAUAAUGGUGAUGAUAAUAUUAGUAAUGAGAGAAAUGAUGGAACAAAAUAUCAAAUAAUUGAAGAGGAAAAAUUAUGUAAAAAACCACUCGUAAAUAUUCAAGAAAUAAAUUCAAAUUUGCUUUCAAAAAAACAAGCUAAACUUGAUGCUAGAACAGUUUUUGUUGGCAAUAUACCAAUUGAUACAUCUAUAAAAACUAUUGAACAGUUAUUUAAACCGUUUGGUGAAAUAGAAAAUCUCCGUAUUAGAGGAGUUGUACCAAAUGAUGUUAGGACAUCUUUUAAAAUAGCUACUAUUACAAAAAAAAAAUGUCCUAAAUUAAAAUCAAUGUAUAUUUUCAUUGUAUUUAAAGAAGAAGCUUCUGCAAAACUUGCAUUAAAAUUAAAUGGUCACAAAUUGGGAAAUAAUACACUUAGAGUUGACUUUUCAAAUUCAAAAAAUAAAUAUAGAGAUGAAAAAAAAUCAGUUUUUAUUGGAAAUUUACCAUUUGAUAUCACCGAAGAUGAAGUAAGGGCUCAUUUUACUUCAUGUGGGAAUAUUGAAUCUGUUCGUAUAGUUCGAGAUCGCAAGUCAGGUAUAAGCAGAGGUAUAGGAUAUGUUAAUUUUAUUGAAGAAGAUUCUGUUAGUUUAGCUCUGGAACUACAUGAUACAUUAUUGAAGAAUUGUAAAUUAAGAGUAAAAACAUACUGUUUUAAGUCUAAAGAAAUAAAAAGAAAACAUAAAAACAUUUAA